Molecule: messenger RNA, 5719 nt
Organism: Epinephelus lanceolatus (giant grouper)
Lineage: Eukaryota; Metazoa; Chordata; Actinopteri; Perciformes; Serranidae
Gene: pth1r
Product: parathyroid hormone 1 receptor
Biological process (GO): adenylate cyclase-activating G protein-coupled receptor signaling pathway; cell surface receptor signaling pathway; intracellular calcium ion homeostasis
Cellular component (GO): plasma membrane
Molecular function (GO): G protein-coupled peptide receptor activity; parathyroid hormone receptor activity; peptide hormone binding
Source: RefSeq, a predicted model, not a curated record
GCCUGCCACAUCUGGAGACGCUUCCCAACACGAGAAACUUCAACUUUCGCGUUUUCCUCUGCGCAGAAACACGCAGGCGUUUGCGAAGUGUCAAUCCGUCAGGGUGAAUUUGGCUCUCUCGUGAUAGUAAGUAGAGAUUCUUGAAGCCAAGUUGGCGUUUCUCUCUGUCUCUCAGCUUUCAUUUUUUUACAUAGCGUUGGUAAACAGAGCCCGUUUGGGAGUUUCAUACAUUCAGUUGCUGUGUACGUGCCACGCUAGAUUGUGUUGUAGUUGGUUCGUGGAAAAGAAAACAACAUAAAGUUACAUAUUUCCAUGUAUGAGUGAGAAAAGAAGGAGCGGAACGCGCAGCUGUGCGUUGACUCACGCACAAAUCAAGCAAACAAAUCUAUAAAGUUUCUUAUUCCACGCUCGGCUCUGUCACUAGAGGAUUGUUAGUGUUAAAUGUUGAAAGCAAAGCCUGUGUGAGAGCCUGCUGCUUCACUGCACGAUAGUACAUGACUGCGUUGAUGGUGACAUGAGUCAGAGGGAAUCAAAUUGUGAAAUUCAGCAGCGACUGGUGAUGGAGUGAUACAUCUCGGGUUUAUUUGUGCCCAGCGCUGAUCUAACAUUUGGAAGAGAGGACUGGAAUAAGCCAUAAGGCGCACAGCUCCAUACUGAAGUGUUUAAGUUAGUCUGAGGGGAAAUUUAAAAGACCUAAAAAUACAGCGUUGGUUUCUUCCCUACAAAGAAUCAUUUGAACUUCCCACCGCAGAGCGAGAGCGACAUAAAUAGUUCUGACAUGUGGAUGUAAUUUCAGAAGAGGAAAAAAGACAGAUGCAGAGAAAUAAAGAGAGCAGGCUGAGCCUGAGCAUAUAGUAGAUUAUAGGAAAUUAAAUCGAGGGCAGAGCGAGGCGAUUACAGAGUUAUGAUUUCACAAGCCGCCGUGAGCAUCGACAGGCCAGAUGGAGUGAAACAACAAAAGUCGCUCCACUUUGAAGAGAGUUAAGUAGAUUAUAUCAUCUCAUCUGAGCAUCAUCAGCGUCUGUUUGAGCCCCGCAAGGACUCUUGGAGGUAGAGUUGCCUCAGGUCAGGGAUGGGAUCCGCUCUGCUGCUCCACAAUCUGGACUUUCUUCUCAUCUCACUCCUCAGCAGUUUGUGCCUGGCUUACGCAGAUGAUGUGCUUACAAAAGAUGAACAGAUAGGCCUGUUGUUCAGAGCAAAACGGAAGUGUGAGGGGAACAUCAAGUCGAAGCACAGGGUUCCUGAUGGUUUCUGCUCACCAGAAUGGGACGGCAUUGUUUGUUGGCCUGAAGGACCCCCAGGAAAGCUUGUAUCCACCUCCUGUCCAGAGUAUAUCCAUGACUUCAACCAUAAAGGACUAGCAUACCGCCGGUGUGACAACAACGGAACGUGGGAGCUGGCCACAGCCAACAAGACAUGGGCCAAUUAUAACGAAUGUGCAAAAUUCCUCUACCAUUACAACCAUAGCCAUGAAAAGGACGUCUUUCACCGUCUGUAUCUCAUCUACACAGUCGGGUACUCCAUCUCUCUGGGAUCACUCAUGGUGGCUGUCGUCAUCUUGGGAUAUUUCCGACGAUUGCACUGCACCAGGAACUACAUCCACAUGCACCUGUUUGUGUCCUACAUGCUAAGAGCUAUCAGUAUCUUUGUGAAAGAUGUUGUGCUCUACUCUGGAUCGGCCUUAGAGAACAUGGAAAGAGUCACAGUGGAAGACCUCAAGUCCAUCACCGAGGCUCCGCCAGCCAACAAAACACAGUUCAUCGGCUGCAAAGUGGUUGUGACUUUGUUCUUGUACUUUCUGGCGACCAAUUACUACUGGAUCCUGGUGGAAGGUCUGUACCUCCACAGCCUCAUCUUUAUGACCUUCUUCUCAGACAGAAAGUAUCUAUGGGGAUUUACUCUGAUCGGAUGGGGAGUUCCAGCUAUGGUUGUGACAGUUUGGGCGACUAUGAGAGCCACGUUUGCAGACACAGAGUGUUGGGACUUAAGUGCAGGCAAUUUGAAAUGGAUAUAUCAAGUGCCUAUUCUGGCGGCUAUAGUGGUUAAUUUUAUGUUAUUUCUGAACAUCAUCAGAGUCUUGGCAACUAAACUACGAGAAACAAAUGCUGGACGAUGUGACACAAGACAACAGUACAGAAAACUGUUGAAGUCCACGUUGGUGCUGAUGCCACUCUUUGGCGUCCACUACAUCAUAUUCCACGCCAUGCCGUAUACAGAGGUGUCUGGAGUUCCCUGGCUGAUACAGAUGCACUAUGAGAUGCUGUUCAACUCCUUCCAGGGAUUCUUAGUCGCAAUUAUAUACUGCUUUUGCAACGGGGAGGUGCAAGCUGAGAUCAAAAAGGCCUGGAGCAGGAGGACUCUGGCCCUGGACUUCAAAAGGAAAGCUCGGAGCGGCAGCAACACUUACAGCUAUGGACCUAUGGUGUCACACACCAGUGUUACUAAUGUCACUGCCAGAGGGCCACUGGCCCUCCACCUCACCACGAGACUGGGACCGGUGCCUGUGAACGGGCACAGGAACCUCCCCGGGUACGUGAAGAACGGCUCUGUCUCUGAGAACUCUAUACCCUCAUCGGGACAGGAACUUCACAUUCCUGAUGAGGAGCACUCUGCUCAUACACGGCCCUGCGAGAACGAGAAACCCUCACCUGUGGUGGAGGAGGAGAGGGAGACAGUCAUGUGACCUCCGGGCCGCUGUGUAUAGGGAUGAAACCUGGAAAAAAUAAAUAAAUCAAGGAACAGUCUCAGGAUGGUCUGAAGGGGACGGCUGCAUGCGUCAACACUGCCAGUUUUUUCUCCUGUGAAUCAAGCCAGAACAUUGCCGACUGAUGCUCAAGGCAAAAAGGGUGUAUCACUUAUGUGAGCUGGGCCGCCUCGUAUUUGAGGGAUGAUGACCCUCACUGUUGUGGCAAAAUACUUUCAACUCUCAUCAACCACCUGCCACAGUGAAUGUGUGAAGGGAUGAAAACAGACUGCCGUUUCGUGUUUCUUUUCCACUGCCAUAACUGUUGUUAUCUUGCUUUCUGUACGCUUCUUUGGAAAGUGUCUUGUUCUCAGCUUUGUGCAUAAAUAAAACGGGGGUUAGUUACAGUGUAGUUGCCAGGAACAGCCUUAAUCACCUUCGUAAAGCCAGGUGGAUCUUGAGUGCACUUAGUGAAGUAUGUGUGGGCAGUUUCAUCAGCAAGUUUUCAGAUUAAGUCAGCGUGAGAAGACUAAGUGUAGGCUCAGCUUAAAAUUCUUUUAAUGCUACUAUUUUGAAGCGUCCAUUCAUGCUUUCUGGCAUGGGUUGUCAUUCGUUCUGCAUUGACUUAAAUCCACUUCAGUGUAAAAGGGAAGGUACUCAGGUAAUUGAAGUCCUCUGUUGUUGCACACCUAUUUUUAUACUUUAAAGUGGUGUUUUGGCAUGGUCAGCAUCUCUCUGAGGGUAUGUUAUAUAAGGCUGUGUCAGUUUGUUGUUUUUCUAAAUGUACAGUUUCUGCUGUUUAGAAGGACCAAGUAUUCAUCUCUCUAAUUACAACAGAUUUCGAAGAGUUCUAAUGAAUGUUUCAUAUUCAAAUUUUCUCCUAAAAUACCCUCACACACACACUCACACACACACACAACAUGAUGCCAAAGUAGGAAUAUUUCUUUGAAGACUGUCUCUCUCUCUGUCUGUGGGUUCAGUGUUAGCUGAGGUAAAGACGAACGUUAUGGAAAUCUGACAAAAACAGUAUCAUAUGUUCCCACAGAGUUUUCAAAGGAGGAGACCCCAUUUUAAAAACACAGGGUGCAGGAAACGGUCAUAUAUUCCAGUGGAAUGUUAAUUAAAUGAGGAUUCCAAGAAAAUCUCAAAUUCAGCUGGAAUUCCAAGAGUGACAUUUGUGGUGGAUAUGAAGGAAAACCCCAGAAAUGAAUAACACACAGUAAUUUUUACAAAUGGUUCAGUGUUAUGCUGCUUUUUGAUGUGUAUAUACAAGUCACAAUGUUUACAAAGAUCAGAAAUACAUUCUAAUUGUGAGCUAACAGUGUUCAUGUGUAUGGAUAUGUUAUAAAGCUAUGUUUCAGUGUUUUUUUAUUUCCACGUGUUUGUUUACAAAAUGUUUGCAAUAUUUGAUUAUGUACAUAGUCCAAAACAAAACUGGUGAAUAUAUGUACAGGUGAUGGAGGGCAUUCAAACUAGCAUUUAAUGAAGCAUUCCACAAGAUAUGUUAAUCUCUGUAACUUGUAAUUUACCGCACUUAACCUGCGUGGUUUGCAGUUUAAGUUUAGGAGACCUGUUAUACCAAAGAGAAAAGGCACAAUACGCUGCCACAGAGGAAAGGGUUGGAGGUUUUUUUUUUGCAGUAUUUCUUUCUAUUUUCAUCCACCAUCUUGUUUACAGUGACCAAAAAGUCUUAACAUUGCAGUAAAAUCGUCUCAGACAAAAAAAAGAAUUUGCUACUGGUAGUUAGUGUUGGAAAAUGUCGAGAUUAAAAUGUUGAAAUAGAGCACCCCCACAGAUUGAAGUUUCUUUAUAGAUGUUCAGUUUCAUGUAAACAGCAGUGAGGCAAAUGGGGAAACCAUUCACAACACUCAGUAGCUUAGUAACAAUGGACUGAGAUCAUUCAUACUGAAGGCUCCACUCGGAUUUUGUACUGAAAAUAGUCUCAAGAGCUAAAUUAGUCCCUAUUUGGUUUGGACCAAUGUGUCUGAUGGAGUUGUGAUUUAGAUCACAUUCAGCUUAAUAGAGUUUUACCUCACAUUCAUUUUAGUUUGUGACCAAAGAUAAUAUUUUCCCAGGGUUAUUCCACAUUUUUUCUCACAUCAUACAAUAGUGACCACCUUUGGAUUGUAGGCGCUUUUGUCCCUCCUGCUGUUGUGGUCGAAAGCAUUCUGGUUUCACUUCAUAGUCCAAGUAGUACUGACCAAUCACGUCUGAGUUGGCUUUAGUCCCCUGCAGACAAACAGUCCACGUGGAGUGCAAAAGAGACAGAACACACUGGCUGAAAUGCAAUCUCGGACCCAUCAGCAAUCAUUUAGAUGAUUUAGCUUUUUUCUAGUGAUAUCAGUGUGUAGAAUUAGCUGCAAUGUUGACUGGACCUGUAAACAAUGAGUGACAUAGUGAGCGAUGAAGUCUUGGCCGUUACCUCCAGAGGCUUCAUCAUUGUCAGGUGAUCACUGAUGGGUUCUGAGAUUGUCAAUUUCAUGAUGUAGUUUUUCUCCACCUGAUGGUAGAUCCACUGAGGUGUGUGUCUGUUCCAGUUUGUACUGCCUACAAGUUCAUCCAGCUAAUUUACACUGCAUCUACAGGAGUACGUAGCACUAAAGUUAAUUCAUAUUUUUGCUAAAUAAAUCAGACAACUUUACGAACUGUCUCCACUGUUAUGUAAAGGAUAAGUCUGUAAAUAUUACGUAUUUUUCUCAUCAACAAAUUCCAUGAAAAUACCAAAACCAACAAUGAACUGACUUAUACAGAAAGUAUAUAAUGAUAUAGCUCAUUCCUCUGUGCCAUACACCUCUAUUGUGUCUCAAUAAUAAUCAAAAACACAAUAUAAAGGCACACUGUGUGCUGGGUGACAUUUAAAUUCGUGAACAAGGGCACUGUAUAUUUUUUUGUCUGUCAAUCUCACAAACACCUCAUGUGUGCCUAAAUACUCCCUAGCACACCACGUGUGUAUUAAUCAACCCGGCCUCACUCUGAAGUCGUCGAAAUCUGGCACUUAGGCAGUGACUUGCGGCGUCAGACACUGACAAAAAAAGC